ACUCUCUCCAACCACUCAUCCACCAUUAUUGCUACCACCCAUCAAUCAUCCACCUUCAUCUCUGCAGGUAAAUUUCUCCAUUUCAAUCCAUAUAUUCAUCAAUUUAGCCACUCUCAAUCUCAUACAUUCAUCUCAAAACCUAGAAAAUUCUAAUUGUUUGUGGAUUAAAAUAUGGGAUUGAUUAAGUUUCUAGGUUUAUUUGAUGAAUUCGGUAUCGAUUUAACAUAGAGGCGUUUAUGUGUGGAUUUUGAGCUCAAAUCAAACAAAUUAUACACCCCCUUAAUUUCUUUUGCUUUCAUUCUAAUUUCUUUUCACUUCUUUCUUUCUUUCAUUUAUUAAACUGGAGAACACGGUGUUGUUGGUCUGUUUAACACAAAUGAGAGUGGCACUGGAGAGGUCAAAUGGCAAUGAAAGUGCCAAGACCAUGGACAAGAGCAGUUUUCUUUCCUUUUUUUUAUCAUUUAGGCUUCAAAAUUAUGGGUCUACAAGACAAGAGCAGGUUCUUUUUUGAUCUUUUCGGUUGUCGGGUUUAGGUUUCAAGUAUUCAAUUUUUAAGCUUAUCAUGGCUAUGUUUUUUUCAUUCUUGUAUGGUAUUUUUAUUAUGUUAUGAACUUUACCUGACCCGAAUCAUCGAACCGUUCCGUAUUUUUUAUGUUCGGACACUUAAAAAAGUGAACCCUUUGAAAAAAUUUCCUAGAUCCACCACUGGUUGUUACAAUAAGGGUGACACAUAACUGUGUCUUAGUUGCCCAAUGAGAAUGCCUCAUAAAUUCGUACAUGUCACGUCUUAAUUUGUAAGCCUCGAGCCAUAUCACGGCAGGGACUUCCAUCUAGUUUAAAAUUAAAUACAAUUGUGAUAUACAAGUUUUUAAAACAUGUGAUUUACAAUUCAUUGAUGCACUUGGAGAUGGUGAAACAAAAGAAAAGAUUUAUUCUUUUAGUAAGGACCCACCAUCAUCCAACAGAUUUCGCUCUUGCAAGCGUUGUAAUGUGCAAGCGUUUGUGGUCAUAGAUGCGGAUAUGGAUGAUGUACCAGCUUAGGCCAAUGUAGAACAGCCGAGUCAUUCUUAUUGUUGAUCCGGUUAUGGCAAUCAAUGUUGCAGUAGGAGAAAAUGAUGUGCAAUACACCCCUACAGAAAUGCUUGCUAUGCUCAGUGAACCUUGAGGGUGCUUAGAGCGUUUUUUGUGUUCCCCACAAAUGUUUUUACAAUAUUACAAUAGUGAGACAGGUAUUUAAUUUUUGUAUUAGUGGUUAAUGCAUCUAUUUUUUUAAAUCAUUUAAUGUUUUAUUUAUUAGUUGUUCAAUAUGAAUGGUAUUUUAGUCAUUUCGUAGUCAGUUAACACCAAAAACUAGCCCUCAUCCACGUUAGGGAUUAUUCGAGAAACGAGUGUGCAAAAGGUGAGGACUACGGGUGUAAUUUUAGAAAGUUGUGGACUUUAAAAUAUGUAAUUAGUCUUUCAAACACUAAUUACAUUUUAAUUCCCUCAUAUUUAACUUCUGCCUAAUUAAUUAGUCGUUACACUAUAUCCCCUAAUAAAAAAAACCAUGUACCCCUACGAUUUUUAAACGAUCAUAACUUUUUCAUGUUAAUAUUUUAACCAAUGUUACAACAUAAAAACGAGCAUUUUAUUCUCUUUAGUCUGAGUAUAGUAUUUCAAUAGUUUUUUUAAUAAAAAAAUUAUUAAUAUGUUACAUGAUUAAGAAUGUUUAGGGGUGAACAAUAACUAAAUCGUUAACCGAAACAAAACCGAAGAUAGACGAAACCUAAUCGAAAUCAACCAAAAUCUGAUUUAACUAAAAAUUAAUUAACUGAAAACUAAAUUAACCAAAAACCAGUUAUUCGUUUUUUUGUACCCUCCUUUAACCAAAAUUAUCCGAGCGAACUGAACUACUUCUAUUUCAUAUAUUUGUACUUUCAUUUUAUUUAUUUAUACAUCAAUUUUAUGUAUUUAUACCUCAAAUUCAUAUAUUGCUAAGCUAAAGGUUUAGUCCAAAUUUUGUUUUGGCUAUUCACAUAAAUUAAACGAAAUAAAAAACUAUCAAUCUAUCCAAAUAUUAACCGUUUGAUUAAUAAAAUACACACUAACCAAUGACUUAAUUGAGAAUAACAAAAUCGAACUAUCUGAAUCAUAGACACACUCAGUUGAAAAGAUAUUGGUAGUACGGAAGGAUGUAGUACGGAAGUAUGUGGUACUAACUGGCUAUUAUUAAUUCAUUUCCCCCUUUUUACCAUUGGAACCCUAAAUUCUCGUUCUACAACUUUCCGAUAUCCAGCUGAAAUGAAUCCAUGGUUGACACCAGCUAAAGAAGUACACUACUUGAUCGGUUGAGGGUUUCCAUGGAUUUUGGCUGCAGAAAAGUUUCCAGACUCGCUUCCACAUGUGGUACAAUGCUUACAGGAACUGGAGUUCACAAGUUUUAGUUUCGGAGAUUUGAAUCAACUUCAAGGUGCUCUAUGUAUGCUUCGGAACUCACCUAAUUUGAAAGGACUUCGUGUGACACAUAUGCUGAUGGGACAAGAGGCUGAUUUGCAAUUAACAUCUAACUACUUAGAAUCCCCUGAGUGUCUGGAUCAGACAUUGCUCAUGUUGCAAACUGUAGAAAUGACAUCUUUUGAGGGGUCAAGACCAGAGCUCCUCUUUGUAAAGCUUCUGCUCGAUUGUUCUCCACAUCUUGAAAAUAUGAUAAUCCAACCAAAAUCAACUAUUGAUGCUGAGAAAAGGCUCAACAUUGCAAAGGAUGUUUUGAUGUUCCCACGAGCCUCACCAAAAGCAAAAGUGGUCGGAGCCAUAAUUCUAUAAGAAUGUUUUAAGUGCAUUGAUAUCCGGUAGCUAUCUCGUAAUUUAUAUCUUGUCUUUUAUUUUACCUUUUUUUGUAUGCAGUUGACAGUACAAUGUAUGUUAAAACAAUGAUAUUAAUGGACUUGGGCUUUUGCUGGAUUAAGACAGGGUUACAAAGUGGUAACAGGUUCUGCUUUUUCCCAUGUUGCAAUUUGUAUCUUGGGGUAGUUCAUUCAGCAUAGAAGAAAGUUUUUGGUUUGGUCUCAAGUGCACUGAAGUCUGCCUAUAUAAGCUGAAUCGUUCAUCUUGAACCCCCUCUUCAAUUUGUGCAUAUCAGCCCAUGGUUUUCUGGUUUCAUUUCGUUCCAUGUUAUCACUUAUCAGAGAUUAGCUUUUAAAACGACUUGUUUUGACCUGGACCCAGUUUGAUCCGUUACCUGAUCUCACCCGGCUAUUUUGCCUUGCUUACAAUCUAUCAUACUUUCUCUACAGUUUUGGUAAACAUCCUAUAAUUUCCAUAUUCAUAUAUAUCCAAAGUCUAUGGGUGAGGGCCGUAGCAGCCUCACCCCACACAGAGUUUUGGUGCUCCGUUGUAUCGCAUGGUGUGCUGAGUAUAUUUCUCAACUCCAAUGAACCACACAUAGCUAGUUCUCCAUCUCUAUGUAUGCUUGGUUUUGUGUGAUUUAGUACUAGAUGAUACGAAGAUCUCCAUGAGUUGCCUCAGAUAAUGCAUCUGCUACUCUGUUUUCUGACACCUUAUUAUAGCGGAUAUAUAUUUUCUCGAAUAUAGGGCAUAAGUAGUGGAGGCUGUGUGCACUUGUUGGCAUAGUCAUAGCUACUCCAGUACACUGCUAAUCGUCACCGCCUAACGCCUUUGUUUGCCCCACUUUGGCCAGGUUAUGUUGUCUUAGCCGGGCCCAAGCUGGCUUCAAAGUUUGGCUUUUUUGGGCGUUCCCCUAGGAAACCAUACCCACAAGAGCAGAACUCUCUGGCGUAACACACGGUGGGACGAAAACCUGGUUGGGCUUAGGAAUCGAACUGACAACCUCACACAAGGCUUAGUCCAAAUCCCUCAUUGUCUAUAUCCACCCUAAUAUGACACAAGUGGGAAUUAAACUUGAGUCUCUAUUGAAAAACUCAAGCCUCCUACCACUAGACCACAAGUAAGGGGAUAUAUCAUUUAGUUAAUAGUGGGUAAUAACUAGGAGUUGUCUUAGUUGCAGAGGCGGACCUACAUUAAAGGUUCCGGGUUCCCAGGAACCCGUUCAGUUUGAAUAUUAGUAGAAAAUGUGUAUACAAAUAUAGAGUGAACCCAUAGAUAAAUUAUAAGGUGAACCCAUAACAAAAAAGCUGAACGGGUGCAAUGGUUAGGCGCCCCUUUUACUUUCACUGUGGCACGAGUUCUAUCCUGGUAUCAAACGACGUUUUUCUUGCAAUUUCUGUAAAACUGAAAUUAAUGAAUUAGGGUUUUUGUAUUCAUUCUUCGGCUUUUUAUUCAUUGGGUUUUUGUAUUCAUUCCUGGGCUUUUUAUUCAAUGGUUUCCUAUCCCUCUUCAUGGUAGAAUCAGAAGUAGUAGAUGUUUUAGAACAAUGGAACCAUUAGAUGUUUUCGGUAAGUGUGAUUUAGUAUGGAAAUUUUAUAUUGUAAAAAAAUAACCAUUAGAUGUCUUCCAAACUUGUGAAAUUAAAAUUAAAAAUUCAUAAAAGAACAACUUAUAGCAUUAUAUUCAAAAAUUGCUAGAGGACUGAAUAGGAAUCGUCAGCUUUUUAUUAGUUUAUUUUGAAUGCGAAACUGGAGCUUUCAAUCAACAAGAAAUUCCUUCUUUGUAUUAUAUACCCACCUCUACAUGAAAACAACUUUAAACUGCAUCCGCCACUGGUUAUAAAUCCCAACCGACCCGACUCGACUGGAAAUUCUAACUUCAAGUUGACCGAAAUUCGAGCACUUAAAAAAGUGAACCCAAUGGAAAAAAUUCUAUAUCCGCAACUACUCAGUUGCAAAUGUUUAGGAGAUUUAUCUUUACAUAUAAAGGUGAUAAGCGAUUGUUUGUAUUAACAAAUAAAACUAAAGUGAAGCUUGGUAGAACUAGAGCAGUGGGGCCAGUUCGUUGGGGUGUUAAAGCGAGUUUGGGUCAGACUGGUUUAUGUCAAAAUGAAUCGCUUUUAAAAAUAUCAGUUUGGUUCGGGUCAGAAAGAUUUCCGUGAGUUCAACCACAAUUAUGUCUUUUGUGGCACCGAGGGACAACACGGGUGGGGGCUUUGGGUGUGGCAUUGGUGGAGGCAAUGUUAGUGACAACAGAGCUUGUGACGGAGGCUGAGGUGCCAACAGUGGUGGCGAUGCCUGCGGUAACAAAGGCAGUGGUACCGGUGGUUGUGUCAGUGGUGAUUGGUAGGUGGUGGCCACGGCAGUUUUAAUUGCAACGGUGGUGAUGAUGAACUGUUGGUAGUAGAUUGGGAACCCUAACAUGAAGUAUGUUGUGAUGAAUCUACUCACACAACACCAAACACACAUUGUUUGUUAUUAACACUAUAUAUUUUUCAUUCACUUUCUUUUCUUAUACAGCUUAUAAAAUGGCCUUGGUGCAUCAACACUAGCCCUAUACUAGAAGCAGUUGUGUUCAACUGUGAAAGUUGAUUUAAAGCACUUGUGUUCAACUAUACGCUAUUGUUGUUAAAAUAUAAAUAAUGAUAAUAUUAAUAUAAUAUAAAUUACAAUAUUAACAAUAAUACAAACAUUUAUAAUUUAUAUUCUUGUUAAUAUUUGUUUUUAUAAUUAAAUACAGGAUUAAAAAAAUUGACAGUUUAUAUACGCCAUGGUCGGCGUACCGAGCGUAUAACGGACAAAAAAAUAGUAAAAAUAUUAUAAUGGACAAAAAAUAUAUUAUUUUUUUGGUUUUCAGGAUGAGACAUGGAUUACCAGCUCAACCUGCAGGAGCAGGUGGAGCAGCAGCAUCAGCCGGCGGAUCCACUUAUGGGCACCCAUACUUGGAGUUUCCCUCGGAGUCCGAGGCUACUGGCCGUUGCGCCAAGCUUAGGAGGAUGCAUGCCGGUGGUCACUAGGCGGUUCGUUGGUAGUCUCUUCAGACCCUCGGUGAGGCGGCUAUAGCGUGAGAGUUUAUUCUGCCUAGUUCACCUUGGGAUUGGCUUUUUGAGUUAUCGCAUAUGUCUAGCUACAGAGAGAUUCUCGUCGAGGUUUUGUCUUCGUUUUGUCCUCGUCGGGCAGACCAGCCUAUGGACCCGGCGCACCCCCUCCCCCCGAGGUUUCUUUCCACCUGGGCGGCCAAGCGCGUGCUAUGUCGCUUGCAGAGUUUGUGACUCGCUGCGGUUUAUACUAGGAGGCUGAGAUCGCUACGGAUCUCUAUACACAGAGCGGCUCCCAGUCAAAGAUGCUGUACGGACAAGCGUUCUUUCAAAAAGGUGGAGGUAUAGAUGGACCACUAUGAAGUCACUGGAUUUCCUUUACGGAUUCUCUGGACAGUUCUUGAAAAUUGGAGCUUAUUGCCAUAAUGGGUUUACAAGGGUUAUAAUUCAGAUUAUGAUCCAUCACCAGGGUCCCAUUUUGCAAUUUCAUCUCCACAUACCAAAAGAGAUAUUUCUUGAUAGCUUCCAAGAAGUUGAUCAAUGGAUGCUACUCCUAGCAAGAAACAAUCUCAGGGUGCUCGACUUUCGGAAUUCAAAUCGGAUUUAUCAGAUUCCAUCCUCCGUAUUCUCUUUUCUAGAAUUGAGAGUGUUGGGAUUAGUUAACUGUAUUUUCAAGCCACCGCUUGAGUUUAAGGGAUUUCAGAAUCUUGAAGAUAUUAUGUUCAGCAAAGUUAAUUUCGGCGGUGGAACUGUUAUCAACUUACCACAACUUAAGGCUUUGACACUGUUACGUUGUAGCAAUGUUAACAGUUUCAACAUCAAGGCUGAAAUGUUGCGGAUUUUGCGGGAAGACAGUUGCCCUGAAGAUAUAUUGCUCCGGUUAUUGCAUAGUCAAUACCUUUAUGCGGUUAAAAUAUGCUUGUUGGAAUCCUUAAAUGAUCUUGUUCGCGUUGGAAGAUUUACUUUUACAAUUGAUGGUUAUUUUCUCAAGUUUAUGGCAGCAGGAAAGUUUUCAGAGUGGCUUUCACAUGCCAAAUGGUUAACGCGAUUGAACUUUCAAAGUGUUAGUUUGGGUGAUUUAUAUCAAAUUCAAGGUGCUUUGUGUAUGCUUCGGAACUCACCUAAUGUGAAACUACUUCGUGUGACAUAUAUGCCGAUGGGACCCGAGGCUGAUCUGGAAUUAACAUCUAGUUACUUGGAAUCUCAGUAUCAGACAUUGUUCAUGUUGCAAAGUGUAGAAAUGAUAUAUUUAGAAGGAACAAGACCAGAGAUGCUCUUUAUAAAGCUUCUGCUCGACUAUUCUCCACAUCUUAAAAAGAUAAUUAUCCGACCAAGGGCUACGGCUGAUGCUGAGAAAAGGCUCAACAUUGUAAAGGAUGUUAUGCAGUUCCCACGAGCCUCAACAAAAGCAAAAAUGGUCUUCUUGGAUCCGGAGCCAUAAUUCUAUAAGAAUGUUUAAAUGCAUUGAAAUCCGGUGGUUAUCUCGUAGCUUAUUUUACCUUUGUGGUAUGCAGACUAUGUAUUAAGUUCUCAUUCUACCUUUGAUCACUAAAUUGUAUUAAAUCAUGAUACCAGACCUAUCAAUACAGAAGUAAUUUUUAAGUAAAGAUGAUCUAGCUUUGCCUCUGAUGAUGUUGCUGAUUCUAUAUCGUUUCUAAUAGCCCCUAAAAGUUGGCUCUCCAGCAACUGGGGGCGUCA
Molecule: messenger RNA, 7558 nt
Organism: Helianthus annuus (common sunflower)
Lineage: Eukaryota; Viridiplantae; Streptophyta; Magnoliopsida; Asterales; Asteraceae
Product: F-box/FBD/LRR-repeat protein At1g13570
Exons: 7
Coding region: 6219-7301 (360 amino acids)
Molecular function (GO): protein binding
Source: RefSeq, a predicted model, not a curated record